AUGACUCUCAAAACCUUUCCAGUGGCUGAGAUACUCGCAGUUGCGAAAGUCCAUCCGUUCUACAACCCCGAUAUAGUUUAUCCACCUGACCAUGAGAAAGUCCAGUCUGCUGUGCAAUUGGCAGACGGGCAAUCUACGGAAACUACGCGUAUCAUCUUCGAGUCGCUGCCUCUGGUCAGCAAGAAGGAUCUGUAUCAUGUCAUCGAGCGAUUGACGAAGGACAUGAGCCCGCAAAAUGUGUACCGGCGUAGCUCCUAUGUCAGCGUCACAGGCGGUGGUUCCGGGGGGCUCCCAUUGAUGUUUCUGUCUGAUAGUAAAGAGAAUCGUCAGCAACGCGCGGUGUUUGGCGAGUUUCUGAGCACUUGUGGAGUUGUGGAGCCGCAUGAUUGGAUCAUGACGGUGCAUGCCUCAGGUUACAUGUAUAGGUCCCUCGAUCUCAUGAGUGAGAUUAUGGAAAACGCAGGAGGGACCGUCUUCAGCGCUGGCAAUUUCAUGACCCCCGACGAAGUUGUGCGUGCCCUUGCGCACUACAAUAUCAACGUCUUGACUGGCGAUGGCAGUCAAGUGGUUCAAGUAAUUCAUCAUAUUUCGACCCUGUCGGCGGAGAAGCGAAAGGCAAUCCAGUUAACACAAGUGAUAUACACUUCCGAGCCCCUCACUGCUGGUCAGGAAAAGCAUAUUGUCGCAACAUUAGGUCCAGUGAAGAUAUGCUCCAUUCUGGGAAGUGCAGAAGCUGGGCCAUAUGCGAUCCAUAACCCGGAUCUCACUGGAGAAGCAGGUUUACCAAACCACAAGGAAUUUGUGUUUGAUACACGUACCAUCCUCAACGAGGUAUUUCCUAGUUCUGUCAUGGAAAGUGAUUCACCCACUGCCUUGAAGCCCCUUCCGGAAGGUCAAGAGGGAGUCCUCGUGCAGACGUCCUUGCAACGUCGCCGAAAUCCCCUUGUACGCUAUAUCACUGGCGACGUCGCAUCUAUCCACCCAUUGCCAGAGAUCGCGCGAUCCGUUGUCCCUGAAUCUGAACUGAAAUACUUCCGAAUUCUGCGUCUCCGAGGUCGUGACCGUCGGUUCAGUUUCAAGUGGUAUGGGGUAUAUUUUGAAUUUCAGAAUAUUGAGAAGCUCAUGCAGAGGGAUGAAUUUGGGAUUCUUCAAUGGCAGGUUAUCUUAGGAACCCAUGAAUCAUCUCCACAAACGGUCCUUGAGAUUAGGUUGCUCCGGGAGGACUUGGGUGGGUUCGAAAAGAGUGGUACGGGGAACAAAGUCAUGAAGUUCGUGGAUAGAGCUCAUUAG
Molecule: messenger RNA, 1290 nt
Organism: Aspergillus melleus
Lineage: Eukaryota; Fungi; Ascomycota; Eurotiomycetes; Eurotiales; Aspergillaceae
Exons: 4
Coding region: 1-1290 (429 amino acids)
Source: RefSeq, a predicted model, not a curated record